Messenger RNA from Rhopilema esculentum, 2765 nucleotides. RefSeq names its product GA-binding protein alpha chain. Gene Ontology annotation, cellular component: nucleus. The record is from RefSeq and is a predicted model, not a curated record. Gene Ontology annotation, molecular function: sequence-specific DNA binding; protein binding; DNA-binding transcription factor activity, RNA polymerase II-specific. NCBI's taxonomy places the organism in Eukaryota, Metazoa, Cnidaria, Scyphozoa, Rhizostomeae, Rhizostomatidae. Gene Ontology annotation, biological process: regulation of transcription by RNA polymerase II; cell differentiation.
UUUUAUUGGGGGAAAAAACCGCUGUUUUGGUACAGCUAUGCGGAGCGCUAGGCGGUGCGCAAUACAGCCAAUGAGAUAACGCAAGUGUAGCGACGCGUGUCGCUGAUUGAAGUCGAGAAGGCCUAAUGAAAUGGUGUGGAAGCUCCUAAGAGGGGUAGAAAAUGUCAUCACCAGUGAUAAGCAAUCAGUCAGUCACAGUCCAGCUGCCUGCCACUGACAAUGUCUCCAAAUUAAAAGAGCUACUUGCAGAGGCUUUGAAGUUGCAUCUUGAUGACUAUGAUGUUUUCCAUAAUGGGCAGCAGUUGAAGCUAAACCAGUCAUUUCAGUUUCAUGGAAUCGGAGGAGAAGGACUUGUUGUCUUGAAAGUUGAUAUAACCUUAGGGCCAAUAAAGAGACUUGAAAUUGGCGAAUUUUCGGUUGUUAUUGACACAGCAAAUGAUGACGGUGCUCAGAAGACAGCAGAUGGAAGCACACAGACUGGUAAUUUUGUUGAGGAAGAUGACCAAACAUCAUUUGGAUCUGGUGAGCAGCCAAAAGGGAUGAACACCUUGCCUUUUAUAGGCGAUCAUGGAACUCUUCAAAGUCUUGCUCCUGUCCUGCUUAUCCAAAACUUUUUAAAAGUUUGUGAAGCUGAAAUGAGGAUCCCAAGAGAUCCACGAAACUGGACAUCACAGCAAGUUUCUCAGUUCAUUAACUGGCUAAUUCAAGAGCUGAAUGUCAAAGGAGUCGAUGCUAGCCAGUUCAGGAUGAGCGGAGUGGAGCUUUGCAACCUCUCAAAGCAAGACCUAAACAACCACUUUCCUGUAAGCCUUGUCGACAUAUUAUGGAUGUACUUAGAGACUCUUAAAAUGGCCACUGCCCACGGUGUGAUAGCUGUCAAUCAAGAUCAGCAGCCAGCAGGCAAUGUAUCAUCGCAUGUUCCGCUACAGAGCACUUCAGGAGAGGCUUCGCAAAUGAACGGUGUUUCGAAAUCUGGUGCUAAAGAGAUGCAAUCUCAUUCUGUUGCAAAUUCCUUGAACAGAUCAAGCAGCACUGGAGGCCAAAUACAGCUUUGGCAGUUUUUACUUGAAUUGCUUACUGAUCGAAAGAGCCAGAAACUCAUCAGCUGGAUAGGAGACAAAGGGGCUUUUAAAUUAAUAGACCCAGAAAAGGUGGCGCAGCUAUGGGGCGGAAGAAAAAACAAGCCAGCCAUGAACUACGAGAAACUAAGCAGAGCAUUGCGGUACUAUUACGAUGGGGAUAUGAUUCACAAAGUCCACGGGAAACGAUUUGUGUACAAGUUUGUUUGCGAUUUGAAAAUGCUGCUUGGAUACAGCGCUGCCGAGCUUGCCAGACUUGUGAACGAGACUCCCGUUUACUCCUCCGCAGAAGAUACCGACUGCUUAAACCAAAACUGGCCGUGAAUGGCGCACACGCAAUGACCUCCCCUGCGGCUGCUGCUCAAAGAUGUGCGAUUUCUCAUACCCCACCAUCUUUCUUUGCCCCAUUAUGGCGCUCUACAGAUGAUAUUUUGAUCAUUCAAUUCAAGCAUAUGAAUUAUUUGAAGUGAAUCAAUGUCAAGGAAAGUCUUUGGAAACAAUUGAGCUUUAACUGUGAAAUUUGAUCCUUCCUUGUGUAUGUUAUUCAACAGCAUGAUUCGUCACUUGCUUGCGAGAACACGCAUGGCCUGGCCUGAUAAAAAUAAACAAAGUCUUCAGUUGUGUAUUUACCACCCCCUCUUAUUUAUGAGAGUUUGCUUCGGCAAGAAAACAAAUUUAUUAUUGUAGCCAUUUAUUGUAGAUAAUAUAUUGUAUUAAGAUGUAAUGCCUCGGGUACCUUAAAUGUAGGCGUCUGGGAAUAGCUUAAUAUGGGGUAAAUUUAAGGUUGCUUUUGUACGGUGUUUUUUUAUUUCGACUGAAUGAACUAUUACCUUAUUAUAUUGUGUAGCAGUGAAUCGGUAAGAGUGAAUAGCUUUUAUGAUGUUGAAACGAUCAACAGUUAAACAGUUCUCAAGACGUUAAUUUUAUAUUUUCUUGCGUCGUAUUGCCCCUUAUGAGCAUCGUGACAUUGAAUAAAAGUUAGUGAAAAGAUUAAGAGACUUUCAUGUGCUACUUAAGUUUUUAUAUUCUUAAAUUAUCCUUGCUUUGGGGGAUGUGAUGACCGAAGCAAGUGGAACAGUUUUAGAAAAGUAUUUGAUUCAACCUCUGAUCUAAUUUUUGGUAGAUGUUUUCCAAUUUGCGGAGGGAACCUUUGCAUCUGCAUUGGUUGAAUCACAUGGGCGUGGAUAGAGUUUUGUAACUGGGUUGCCUGUCUCCCUUAAUUAUUUCCCUUUCAAAGAUGCUUGUUGAAUAAAAAUGUCCUCUUGUGGUAAGGGUUUUGUUUGUAUUCUUGAAAUCGUGCAUCCAUAGCAAUCCGACCCCUUCUGUAUGUGGGUAUACCGUGUAAUCUCUUGUGAACGCUUUUUCGAAUCCAAGGUUCGUUUUCAGCUCCUGAUAAAGUGGACAUUCGCCCUAAUAAUGCUUACCUUAAUACUCCCUCUUUGCAAUUCCGGUUCUGCCUUGCCGUACGAAAAUCCCUUGCAUGUUCAGCGUAAAGACUUUGGGAAACUCUCCAAAGACCUAAAUACUUUUCCUGUCCUUAUAUGAGUAUUACGAUAUUUUUUAGUAAAAUUUCACGACCGUUAUUCAGGUCAUGUCAUAUAUAAACAAUCACGACAAAUUACAGUCUAAAUGAGAUUUGUAUUAAAACCGUUUUGAUUGUCAUUUCAUAUCAAAUGUUUUAUUGAA